Molecule: messenger RNA, 17307 nt
Organism: Diplodia corticola
Lineage: Eukaryota; Fungi; Ascomycota; Dothideomycetes; Botryosphaeriales; Botryosphaeriaceae
Product: ca2+-modulated nonselective cation channel polycystin protein
Exons: 3
Coding region: 1-17307 (5768 amino acids)
Source: RefSeq, a predicted model, not a curated record
AUGUGCCGACGAAUCUACCCUCUGCGUCUGGUGCCCCCUCGGUGUCUGGUAUCCCGUCCGGUCCUGAAUUCCGGCUCAGCCCCGUUCAUCACCAACAUCGUAACGACUCCUCCAGGUGGCACUUCAGGUCUCACAGGGGUGCUCGUCAAUCUACCUGCGACCGAUCUGCUUUCUGCGCCUGGUGCCCCCUCGUUACCUGGUAUCCCGUCCAGUCCUAGUUUGCCUUCUGGUUCUGGUUUGCCUUCCGGCGUCUUCAGCGGUGCUUUCACACUCACCCAGAAUUCCGGCUCAGCCCCGUUCAUUACUAACAUUGUGACGACUCCUCCAGGCGGAACUUCAGGUCUUACAGGAGUGCUCGUAAAUCUACCCGCAACUGAUCUGCUUUCUGCGCCUGGCGUUCUCUCCGGCCCCGGUCUCCCGCCUGGUUCUCAACUGCCGUCCGGCGUUGUUAGUGGUGCUUUUACACUCACCCAGAACUCCGGCUCAGUUCCAUUUAUGACCAAUAUUGUGACGACUCCUCCAGGCGGCUCCUCAGGUCUCACGGGGGUGCUCGUGAACGUACCCGCGACAGAUCUACUUUCUGCGCCUGGCGCUCCCUCCGGCCCCGGUCUCCCGCCCGGUUCUCAACUACCGUCUGGAGUUGUUAGUGGUGCUUUUACACUCACCCAGAACUCCGGCUCACUUCCAUUUAUCACCAACAUUGUGACGACUCCUCUAGGCAGUGUUUCGGGUCUUACGGGGGUGCUCGUCAAUUUACCUGCGACAGAUCUGCUUUCGGCGCCUGGAGUCCCCUCAGGCCCCGGUGUUCCGGCCGGCUCUGGCCUCCCUCCUGCCUCGGGUGUUCCAGUCGGCUCUGGUCUCCCUACAGGCCCCGGUGCUCCGGCCGGCUCUGGCCUCCCUACAGGUCCAGGUUUGCCGGCUGGCUCUGGCCUUCCUUCUGGUCCGGGUGUUCCGUCCGACUCUGGCCUCGCUUCAGGUCCCGGUGUGCCGGCUGUCUCUGGCCUUCCUUCGGGUUCAGGUGUUCCGGCUGGCUCUGGCCUUCCUUCAGGUUCCGGUGUUCCAGCCGGCUCUGGCUUCCCUUCAGGUCCGGGUGCUCCGGCCGGCUCUGGCCUUCCUUCGGGUUCAGGUGUUCCGGCUGGCUCUGGCCUUCCUUCAGGUCCGGGGGUUCCGGCCGGCUCUGGCCUACCUACAGGCCCCGGUGGUCUUCCCCUGGGCCCCGGUUUCCCGUCUGAUUCCAACCUGCCAUCUGGCGUUAUCAGCGGUGCGUUCACCCUCACUCAAAAUGCCGGUUCGCUGCCUUUCGUCACGAAUAUCGUCACGACUCCUCCUGGUGGGACCCAGGGCCUUACCGGAGUCCUCGUUAAUGUGCCCGCAACCAAUCUACUCUCUGCACCUGGCGUCCCAUCAGGGCCCGGUAUCCCGUCUGGUGUCCCGUCCGGCUCUGGCAUCCCUACAGGCCCCGGUGGCCUCCCUCUGGGCCCCGGUUUCCCGUCUGAUUCCAACCUGCCAUCUGGCGUUAUCAGCGGUGCGUUCACCCUCACUCAAAGCGCUGGUUCGCUACCAUUCGUUACGAAUAUCGUUACGACGCCUCCUGGUGGUACCCAGGGCUUUACAGGAGUCCUCGUCAAUGUGCCUGUGACCAAUUUACUCUCUGCAGCUGGCGCCCCAUCAGGGUCCGGCAUCCCGUCCGGCAUCCCGUCCGGCAUCCCGUCUGGUUUCCCGUCCGGUUCUGGCCUUCCUCUGGGCCCCGGCGGCUUCCCUCUAGGCCCCGGUUUCCCGUCUGAUUCUAAUUUGCCGUCGGGUGUCGUUAGUGGUGCCUUCACACUCACCCAAUCCUCGGGUUCGCUUCCGUUCAUCACCAAUAUCAUCACGACACCUGCAGGUGGUACUCAAGGUUUCACGGGAGUGCUCGUUAAUGUACCUGCCACUAAUCUACUAUUGCCUGGUGCUCCUUCUGGUCCGGGGGCUCUUCCCUCCGGAGCCAGCGGUCUUCCAUCCGGACCGGAUGGUCUUCCAACUGGUUCGGCAGCUUUCCCGUCUGGCUCAGGUCUUCUUUCUGGUCCGUCGGGUCCAGGUGGUCUUCCUUCUGGUCCAGGUGGUCUGCCUUCGGGUCCAGGUGCAUUCCCAUCUGGCUCAGAAGGUCUUCCAUCCGGCUCAGGCGGUCUUCCGUCUGGUCCUGGGGCUUUCCCUUCUGUUUCAGGUGCUCUCCCGUCUGGCCUUCCAUCGGGCCCAGGUGGUCUUCCAUCGGGCCCAGGUGGUACUGCAACUGGUCCAGGUGACAUUCCGAAUGGGUCUUCCGGGCUUCCAUCCGGUCUUCCAUCUGGUCCAGGCGCCCUCCCAGCUGGCACAGAGGCUCUUCCGCCUGGUGGCGUUCCGUCUGGUCCCGGUGGUCUUCCAUCAGGCCCGCAACCAGCUGGUUCAUCCGCCUCCUUUCCCAGCGGUGCCCUCUUAUUCACACAAACCUCCGGUUCAAUCCCGUUCACCAGCACCUUCAUAACUACUCCUCCAGGUGCCACACAAGGCAUAACGCAAAUCCUCGUGAACGUCCCCGAUACCAACCUACAAUUGCCUGGUGCGCCUUCUGGCCCCGGUGGCCUUCCAUCUGGCUCUAGCAUCCCGGGUGCUUCCGGCUCCGGCGCUCUUCCAUCUGGCAGCGGUGCCUUGCCUGGCCCAUCUGGCCCCGGUCAACUUCCACCCGGCAAUGGCGUUCCCGGUGCUUCUUCCGGCUCGCCUUCUUUUUCAGGGCCUAGUGGUUUCCCAGCUACCGGACUUGCAUCCGCCGUCGCUCCAUCAAGCUCGAUUUCUUUUUUAGGGCUUAGUGGCCAGUCCGGGCCAUUGUCAAAUACGGGCGUUACUGGUUUGCCAACUGUCACUACAACUUACCUGGGGUCUGUUCCAAUUACUACCACCGCACUCACAAGCUUUAUGGGGACAAAUGGUUUGCCCACACCUGGUACCGCUAUUGUUAUCUUCAAUCCAGCAACCGCGGCUUCAGGCUUGGUUUUACCUACAAUCACUACGACCUAUCCCGGCUCUUCCGCGUACACCACUACUGCUUUCACGAGCUUUGUGGGAACUAACGGGCUACCCACAUCGGGCUCCGCCGUCGUUGUCUUCAAUCCUCCAACCGCAGCUUCAGGCUUAGCUUUGCCGACGAUUACUACCACCUAUCCCGGCUCGUCCGCGUAUACCACCACUGCUUUCACGAACUUUGUGGGAACUAACGGGCUGCCCACAUCAGGCUCCGCGGUCGUUAUCUUUAACCCUGCAACCGCUGCUCUUGGAAGCGGUGCACCCUUGCCGACGAUCACUACCAACUACCCAGGCUCGGUUGCACUUACUACCACGGCAAUUACGAAUUUCGUGGGUCCCAAUGGUCUUGCUACAUCUGGUUCUGCGGUCAUUGUCUUUAGUCCCGCGCUCGCGAUUUCCGGAGGCCUAUCCUUGCCUACGAUCACCACUAGUUAUUCUGGCUCAAUCACGCUUACCUCUACGGCAAUCACGACCUUCACGGGUGCGAAUGGGUUACCCACGUCUGGUUCCGCGGUGAUUAUUUACGAUCCCGCUACAGCGACGUCGGGCGGCAUACCCUUGCCUACAAUCACUACCACCUACCCGGGCUCAAGUGCAUUUACCACGACGGCACUUACAAACUUCGUGGGUGCGAACGGAUUGCCCACAUCUGGUUCCGCGGUUAUUGUUUACGAUCCCGCCACGGCAACGUCGGGCGGCGUAUCGCUGCCUACAAUUACUACCACCUACCCUGGCUCAAGUGCAUUUACCACGACGGCAGUUACGAACUUCGUGGGUGCCAACGGGUUGCCCACGUCUGGUACUGCGGUCGUUGUUUAUAGCCCGGCAGUCCAAACGUCUGGCAGCGCGGUCUUGCCCACUAUCACCACCAACUACCCUGGCUCGACUCCGUACACUACUACGGCAGUUACGAGCCUCGGAAGUGCGAAUGGUUUGCCCUCAUCUGGGCCUGCGGUCAUCGUUGUCAACCCUAUCACCGCACUCGCGCCUGGUGGUGGCGCAUUAUUGCCCACAGUCACCACCGACUACCCCGGCUCAGUCGCGUAUACAACUACCGCUGUGACCAACUUCAUUGGUUCAAAUGGCCUUCCCUCAUCUGGAUCCGCUGUGAUCAUUGUUACCCCUCGUACAGCUUUGGCUCUGCCUACGAUUACGACUGAUUACCUCGGCUUGGUCCCUUACACCACUACAGCUGUGACCAAUUUUGUCGGUUCAAACGGCCUUCCCACGUCGGGCACCGCUGUGAUCAUUGCCACUCCUCGUACCGCCUUGGCUCUGCCUACAAUCGUCACCGACUACACCGGCUCAGUUCCUUUUACAACUACGGCUGUGACCACCUUCGUCGGCGCAAACGGCGUUCCCACGUCGGGUACCGUUGUACUCAUUGGCCGCCCUCGCACCCUUAUGGUAAUACCCACAAUCAUGGCGACUUGGUCCGGCUCCGUUCCGUUCACGACCACGGUGGUCACGAACUUUAUUGGUAGCAACGGCGUCCCGACCUCCGGGUCCGCGGCGGUUGUAUUUAACCCUGCCACUCCGAUCCCUGGUGCUGCGAGCUUGCCGACGAUCACCACGACUUAUUCAGGAGCUUCGGGCGCUGUACAAUAUACGACGACAGCGUUGACCCAAUUCGUGGGCAACAAUGGUCUUCCGACUACCGGUUCUGCUGUGAUUGUGCUUAACCCUGCCACUUCGGUUCCUGGUGCUGUAGGCUUACCCACGAUCACUACGACCUAUCUAGGAUCUGUGCCGUACACAACAACGGCUGCGACCCAGUUCACUGACAGGAAUGGCCUUCCCACCACGGGAACUGCCGUGGUUGUGUUCAACCCUGCCACAUUAGCACCUAGUGCUACAGGCUUGCCGACAAUUACGACCAACUAUGCAGGAUCUGUGCCGUACACGACGACAGCUGUGACUCAAUUCAUCGGUAGCAACGGGCUCCCAACCACCGGCACCGCCGCAAUUGUGUUCAACCCUGCCACUCCAACCGCCGGUGUCACGAGCUUACCGACGAUCACGACCAGCUAUGCAGGGUCUGUGCCAUAUACGACGACGGCUGUCACCCAGUUCACAGGUAGCAACGGCCUCCUCACCGCCGGUUCCGCGGUUGUCGUGUUCAACCCCAUCAUAGGUGCUGCAAGUCUGCCUACCAUCACGACUACCUACGCAGGAUCUAUUCCAUAUACGACGACGGCCGUCACCCAGUUUACAGGCGGCAACGGACUCCCCACGACCGGUUCCGCGGUUGUCGUGUUCAACCCCAUCACAGGUGCUGUAAGUCUGCCAACCAUCACAACUACUUACGCAGGAUAUGUGCUAUAUACAACAACUGCUGUGACCCAGUUCGUCGGCAGUGGCGGUAUUCCGUACUCUGGUUCCGCAGUAGUCGUUUUCAACCCCCUCACGGGUGCUACAGCUCUACCAACUAUCACCACGACUUAUGCAGGGUCCACGGCGUACACAGCUACGGCCGUGACCCAAUUCGUCGCCGGUGAUGGCACGUCGUUUUCGGGCAGUGCAGUCAUAGUGUUUAACCCGGGCACAAGAGGUGGUGUAAUCAUCCCGUCCCGCCUGCCUUCCGCCCUGGCUCCUGUAGUCUCGCAGGCCCUUUCAACUAUCACAACAUCUUCGGGGAGUGCUCUUUACACCACCACCGGCCUUUUUACUUCGACCGACGCGUCAGGAAACGUAGUGGGUGCACCGUCCAGCGCUGUCAUUGUUGUUGUUCCCACUUCAGCUGCCGUGCCAGGGGCUCUAUCGACCAUCACCACAACGUCGGGCAAUGUUGCCUACACCACCACUGCUGUCUUUACGCCCACCAACGCUGCAGGAUCUCCGGCCGGGGUUCCAUCCACCGCGGUCGUUAUUGUCGUUCCCAGUUCAGCAGCUGCGCCAGGAGUACUUCCCACCGUUACCACGACUUCGGGCAAUGUUGCUUACACCACGACUGGACUCUUUACACCCACGAACGCCGCAGGAUCCCCAGCAGGCGCUCCAUCCACCGCCGUCAUCGUUGUCGUACCCAGUUCAGCAGCUGCGCCCGGAGCGCUUCCCACUAUUACCACGACUUCGGGCAACGUUGCAUACACCGCUACUGGACUGUUUACACGCACUGACGCGUUUGGCAACCCAGGUGUGCCGAUUAGCGGGGUUAUCGUUGUCGUUCCGACUGCGAACAGCCUUCCGACAAUCACGAUGACUUCAGGCAGCGUUGCAUAUACUACGGCUGGUCUCUUUACGCCCACUAACGCGUUGGGAAGCCCUGGUGCGCCGACUAGUGGGGUCAUAAUUGUCGUUCCCACGUCUGCCGGUGCACCGAGUUCAGCCCCCAUGAACAUUCUUCCAACGAUCACCACUACCUCGGGCAGCGUGCCCUACACCACAACGGGGCUAGUUACUCUAACUGACGCGCAAGGCAACCCGGGGAUGCAAACUAGCGCGGUCAUUGUUGUUGUACCCACUUCCGCAGGCGCACCGAGCUCAGCCCCCGUGAGCAACCUGCCAACGAUUACCUCGACCUUUGGCAGCAUCAGCUCCACAGCCACUGGCCCCGUAUUCGCCACGAACUCAGUUGGCUCCGCCACAGGCUUGCCGUUUACCGCGGUCAUUGUCUACGUGCCGACUGCGCCCGCGAGCCUUCCAACUGUCACUGCUACAAGCGGCAGCGUUCUCUACACUACAACCUCUGCUGUGACCGUUCCAGGCCUCUUCCCCAGUCCCUUUUCUGUACUCACACAAGUUGUUGUGGUUGUUCCGACAUCUGGCCCGGCUAGUCUGCCAACCGUUACCUCUACGAGCGGCAGUGUGCUCUUCACCACGACAACGGCUGUCACUAUCCCGCCCGCCGUUCCCGGCGCUCCUUCUGCUGUACUCUCACAAGUUGUUGUGGUUGUUCCGACAUCCGGUCUGGCAAGUCUGCCAACCGUGACCUCCACGAGUGGCAGCGUGCUUUUUACUACAACGGUUGGCGCAACUCUCCCAGCGUCCAUUCCUGGAAGCCCUCCGUCGGUGUACUCGCAAGUUGUCGUUUUCCAACCGACGUCUGGCCUUGCUAGAAGCUCUGUGGGUCCAAACGGAAUUCCUACGCCUUAUACACAAGCUGUUGUAUUCGUCCCGACCUCCGGGCCUGUCAGCCUACCAACCAUCACUUCUACAAGUGGCAGCGUUCCCUUCACUACAACGACCAUCGCUGGCAAUGUGGGUCCUAAUGGGGUUCCUGUAUCUUUCACCCAAGUGGUCGUGUUCCAACCGACGUCCGGCCCUGCAAGCUUGCCAACGGUUACCUCCACCAGUGGCAGCGUUCCCUUCACUACAACGGCGAUCACUAGCACUGUGGGUCCUAAUGGGGUUCCUGUACCAUUCACUCAAGUGGUCGUGUUCCAACCGACGUCUGGCCCUGCAAGCUUGCCAACCAUCACUUCUACAAGUGGCAGCGUUCCCUUCACUACAACUACCCUUGGAAGCUCUUUGGGCCCUAACGGGAUUCCUGUACCUUUCACUCAAGUGGUCGUGUUCCAACCGACGUCUGGUACUGCAAGCUUGCCAACGGUCACCUCCACCAGUGGUAGCAUUCCCUUCACCACAACUGCCCUUGGAAGCUCUUUGGGCCCUAACGGGAUUCCUACGCCAUUCACCCUAAUUGUUGUCGUCCAGCCGACUCCCGCUGCACUGCCGACGAUCACGUCUACGAGCGGUAGUGUCCUCUUCACUACAACGGUCCUCGGGAGCACUGUCGGCCCUAACGGGAUCCCCACGCCUUUCAACCAGGUUGUCGUUGUUCAGCCGACGCCCGCUGCCCUGCCGACGAUCACGUCUACGAGCGGCAGUGUUCCCUUCACCACAACUGCCCUUGGAAGCUCUUUGGGCCCUAACGGAAUUCCUACGCCAUUCACCCAGAUUGUUGUCGUCCAGCCGACUCCCGCUGCACCGAGCUCUCCUGCUAGUCUGCCGACGACGACUUCGACGAGUGGUAGCGUUCUUUUCACGACUACGGCCCUUGCAAGUUACACGGGUCCAAAUGGCGCUGUAACCCCUUAUACUCAAGUUGUUGUCUUCCAGCCGACCUCGGCCGUACCAAGCUUGCCUACGGCCAGCAUCCCAACCAUCACUUCCACGAGCGGUAGCGUUGCUUUUACUACAACGGCCGUUGGAAGCAUUUUGGGCCUUAACGGGUUCCCUACUCCCUUCACUCAGGUCGUCGUUUUCCAGCCGGCGUCUGGUCUUCCAAGCCCUCCUGCGGUCAGCAUCCCCACCAUUACCUCUACGAGCGGCAGCGUACCAUUCACGAGCACCGUUGUUGGCACAGUUUCGCUUCCUGGCGGCGCUCUUGGAAUACCAUUCACUCAAAUCGUAGUUUUCCAGCCGACCUCUGGUAUGCCCGCUAGCAUCCCUACUGUUACUUCUACCAGCGGCAGCGUGCCAUUUACGACCACCAUUGUCGGCACCACUAGACUCCCCGGCCUUCCCGGUGCUCCGUUCACUCAGGUUGUGGUAUUCCAGCCGACCUCUGGUAUGCCCGCUAGCAUCCCUACUGUUACUACUACAAGCGGCAGCGUGCCAUUUACGACCACUAUUAUCGGCACCACUGGACUCCCCGGCCUUCCCGGUGCUCUGUUUACUCAGGUUGUGGUAUUCCAGCCAACGUCCGGCGCGGGUGCGUCCUCUGGCCCGGCUCCGGCCAGUGUCCCAACGUUUACAUACACCAGCGGCAAUACGCCUUUCACCAGGACGGUUUCUACGUCUAUCGGUGGAACAGUCACCGCCGCAGUCGAAGUCUACGUUCCGGGCCUGGUCAUUCCGUCCCGCCUACCUUCCAACCUCGCAGGGCCACUGCCUGCUAGCCUUUCUACCGUUACCUUGACUUCCGGGAGCGUUCCUUACACAACAACGACCCUUGUACCUGCCUCUCAGACUGCGCCUGGAUUGACCCAAAGUGCAUACAGCCAAGUUGUGGUAUUCGUGCCUACUUCUGCGCCUGCGUCUGGACCCCUCCCAACAAUCACUCAGCCAGGCACAGGAUCUGUCCCUGUCACGGCCACGACUCUUUUCCAGCCCUCUGGAGCACCUGGCUCCCCGCCGCCCUCGCCUUACAGUGCGGUCGUCGUUUACCAGCCAGCUACUGCUUCGCCUUCCAGCAGCCUUCCAACUGUUACUUUACCAGGCACGGCAUCUGUCCCUGUGACCGCCACGACUGUCAUCCAGCCCUCUGGAUUCCCUCCGCCUCCACCUUACAGCGCAAUCGUGGUGUACCAACCAACCACUUCGCCUGCCAGCCUCCCGACUGUAACAUUGCCGGUUUCUGGGUCUGUUCCGAUCACUUCCACCGGUCUGUUUACGCCUCCUGCUGCUUCAGGUGCACCUGCGCCUUCGCCUUACAGUGCGGUCGUGGUUUACCAGCCCAUCACUGUCCCGUCCUCCGGCCUUCCGACGGUCACAUUGCCAGGCUCUGCAUCCGUGCCCAUCACCUCAACUGGUCUGAUCACGCCGUCUGGCGCUCCUGGCGGACCUCAGCCGUCCCCGUACAGCGCAGUCGUUAUCUACCAGCCGGGCACUUCACCUGCCAGCCUUCCAACGGUAACUCUGCCAGGCACUGCGUCAAUUGCAACCACAUCUACUGGACUGUUUACUCCCACUGCCGCCCCCGGCUCUCCUGCGUCACCACCGUACAGUGCAAUCGUGGUCUUCCAACCGGUCUCUUCACUUCCAAUUGUGACUUUGCCCGGCACUGCAUCGAUCCCGAUCACGUCAACUGGGCUGUUCACGCCCACUGCCACUGCUCCCGGUGCUCCUGUACCGCCUCCGUACAGUGCGGUCGUGGUUUUCCAACCGGUCUCUUCGCUUCCAAUUGUGACUUUGCCCGGCACUGCAUCGAUCCCGAUCACGUCAACUGGGCUGUUCACGCCCACUGCCACUGCCCCCGGUGCUCCUGUACCGCCUCCGUACAGUGCAAUCGUGGUCUUCCAGCCGGCCUCUACCUCACCUGCCAGUCUUCCAACCGUGAUUUUGCCAGGAACUGCGUCCAUUCCGAUCACCUCAACCGGACAGUUUACGCCCACAGCCACCGCUCCGGGCGCUUCUGUGCCGCCUCCGUACAGUGCAAUUGUGAUCUUCCAGCCGGCCAGUGCAUCUUCUUUCGGUCCUGUCACCACUAUCGUCACGUCAGGCAGCCUUCCAGUUUUCACGACGACUGUAGCCACAUCGAACCCAAGCAUCAACAACGGCCUGCCAUAUACUCAGGUGGUUGUCCAGGUUCCUACGCCGUUUGCCCCAAUCACCACGACUAUCACGUCAGGCAACCUUCCCGCGUUCACGACGACGGUGGUGACGUCAAACCCUGGUAUCAACAAUGGCCUGCCAUUCACGCAGGUGGUUGUUCAGGUGCCCACGCCGGUUGGCCCUGUCACGACGACGCAGACAUCUGGAAACGUGGCAUUCACGACUACCUUCGUUACGACGAACCCAUCUUCCAAUGGCGGACUUCCGUACACUGAGGUUUUGAUUAACGUACCCACGCCGCUUGGCCCUCUCACUACCACGCAAACAUCCGGAUACGUGCCUUUUACGACCACUCUGGUUUCCCAGGAUCCUGCUGUCAACGGCGGCCUUCCAUUCACAGAGGUUUUGGUCAACGUGCCCAUUCCAUUCGGACCUGUCACUUCUACGCAGACCUCGGGCCUUGCUCCAUUCACCACCACCUUCGUCACGCAGAACCCGUCGGUCAAUGGCGGUCUUUCAUACACGCAGGUUCUUGUAAACGUGCCUUCUCCCUUUGGACCAAUUACUUCGACGCAAACCUCUGGUUUGACUCCAUUUACUUCUACCUUCGUCACUCGGAAUCCAGCGGUGAAUGGGGGCCUGCCAUACACAGGGGUCUUAGUGAACGUUCCCGCGCCUUUUGGUCCAGUCACAAGCACUCAAACGUCUGGGACCUCAGCCUUUACAGCAACCGUCGUAACUUCGGAUCCAGCCAUCAAUGGCGGGCAGCUAUUCACCGAGGUUUUAGUCAAUGUUCCUACGCCGUUCAUCCUCACAACCACGCAGACCUCAGGCCUCGCGCCCUUUACCUCGACCUUUGUCACCCAGAACCCGGCCAUCAACGGUGGGCAACCAUACACGGAGGUUUUGGUCAAUAUUCCGACGCCGUACAUUGCCACAACCACGCAGACCUCAGGCCUCGCGCCGUUUACUUCGACCUUCGCCACCCAGAACCCGGCCGUCAACGGUGGGCAACCAUACACGGAGGUUUUGGUCAAUAUUCCGACGUCGUACACUGCCACAACCACACAGACUUCUGGCACCGUGCCAUUCACGACCUCUUUUGCUACUUCCAACCCCUCUGUAAAUGGCGGACAAGCCUAUAUCCAAGUUCUUGUCAACGUGCCUAUUCCCUUCGGAUUCACUGCUACACAAACGUCAGGCUCCGUGGGUUUCACUACGUCGUUCGUCACUUCCAACACUGCGGUCAAUGGAGGACUGCCGUUUACCGAAAUUCUCGUGAAUGUGCCAACACCCUUCGGUUUCACUUCGACGCAAACGUCUGGUGCGGUGGCAUUCACCACGUCUUUCGUCACUGCCAACCCUGCCAUCAACGGAGGACAGCCUUUUACUGAAGUCCUCGUAAACGUCCCAACCCCGUUCGGCCCAGUGACUACGACCCAAACAUCCGGUUUCGUGCCGUUCACCUCGACGGCUGUAACGUCCGAUCCCGCAGGCUUACUCAACGGUGGUCGACCCUACACUCGGGUGGUUGUCAACAUUCCCACGCCGUUCGGUCCAACUACGACAACACAGACAUCGGGUCCGCAAGCGUUUACGUCGACAAUCGUUACGUCUGACCCCGCAAGCUCGAUCAAUGGCGGUAGACCCUACACCCAAGUUGUGGUUAACGUUCCUACACCUGUCGGUCCAACUACAACCACACGAACGUCUGGUCCCUCGCCCUUCACGUCGACGCUUGUUACAUCUGAUCCUGCAGGCUUGGUCAAUGGUGGCCAACCCUACACUCAGAUCGUUGUCAACGUUCCCACGCCUUUCGGUUCGGUCACGACAACACAAACGUCCGGCUUCCUACCCUACACGUCGACGAUUGUUACGUCAGAUCCUGCAGGAAUCAUCAACGGCGGGCGGCCUUACACGGAGGUAUUGGUGAAUGUCCCAACUCCGUUCGGCACAAUCACCACCACGCAGACUUCAGGCUUCGCGCUCUUCACGUCCACAGUUGUCACUCGGGAUCCUGCUGGCAGUGUCAACGGAGGCCAGCCUUACACGGCAGUUCUCGUCAAUGUGCCUGUUCCGUUUGGCCCAACCACCGUUACACAGACUUCUGGUUCUUCGGCGUUUACCACAGCCGUUGUCACCCGUGAUCCGCUCGGCAGCAUCAAUGGAGGUCAGCCCUACACUGCGGUCGUCAUCAACGUGCCCACUCCGUUUGGCCCCACCACAGUCACACAGACUUCUGGAAUCUCGGCGUUCACUACAACCGUCGUCACCUCCGACCCUGCCGGCCUUGUUAAUGGCGGGCGGCCGUACACCGAGGUCCUAGUUAAUUUGCCAACUCCAUUUGGCCCGACAACCGUCACACAAACGUCUGGGCUGUCGGCAUUCACGACUAGAGUUGUUACCUCGGAUCCAUUCGGCAUCGUCAACGGUGGCCAGCCAUAUACCCAAGUUCUCGUUAACGUGCCUACUCCGUUCGGCCCCACCACUGUGACGCAGACUUCUGGAGUCUCGGCGUUUACAACAACCUUGGUCACCUCGGACCCUGCUGGUGUCGUUAACGGCGGUCAGCCUUAUACCGAGGUUCUUGUGAACGUGCCAACGCCGUUCGGACCUGUCACUACGCUUCAAACCUCGGGCAGUAUCGCUUUCACAUCUACGACGCUGACGUCGGACCCUGCAAUCAACGGGGGUCAGCCGUUCAGCGAGGUCAUCAUCAACGUCCCCGGCCCGACACAGUUUGGUCCUGUCACGACUACAAUCACGGCAGGCUCCACAAGCUAUGUUACCACGGGCCUAGCAUCCGACCCGAACCUCAACAACGGCGUUCCAUUCACGCAAGUCAUCGUCUACGUCCCUACUCGCGGCGCACUCAUCACAGGAGGAGGCAUGACCAGGCUUGCCCCUAUUCAGACUCAGGUCGUCACUACUACGCAGUACUCUGGCUCUGUGGCGUUCACGACAACCAUUGCAACUUCCGUUGCAGGAACUCCGAUUGAACAAGUCCUCGUCAACCUUCCCAGCACUGCACCGGCUGGUCAGGUCUUCACAGUCACACAGACGGCCGGGUCUUUGGCCUUCACAACAACGGUUCCAACGAUUGUCAACGGCAGCCCGGCUACUGCAGUCGUGAUCAACCUUCCCACCACUGCGCCGGCUGGUCAGGUCUUCACAAUUACACAGACGGCUGGGUCUUCGGCGUUUACAACAACGGUGCCGACGGUGGUCAACGGCAGCCCGGCUACUGCAGUCGUUGUCAACAUUCCCACCCUUGGCGCUAGCCGUGUCUAUACAACUACACGGACUUCUGGAUCCUCUGCAUUCACUACAAGCCGAACUACGACUUGGACCGAUGGCAACACGGUCACGCAAGUUUUGGUGAACGUGCCGACACAAGCGAUCAUCAACGGAAACCCGCCCACCGCACUCGCUGGCAACGUUCCCACAUCCGCCGGCCAAAUACUUACCAUUACACAGACGUCCGGGCCAUCGGCAUACACGUCGACGGUACCGACGGUAAUCAACGGCAGCCCGGCUACUGCAGUCGUUGUCAACAUUCCCACCCUUGGCGCUAACCGUGUCUAUACAAGCACACGGACUUCUGGAUCCUCUGCAUUCACUACAAGCCGAACUACGACUUGGACCGACGGCAACACGGUCACACAAGUUUUGGUGAACGUGCCGACGCAAGCGUUCUCGACGUUUACGCAGACUUCGGGUGACGCAGCCUACACGACCAUCCUCUACACCGACCCUCCUGGCAGUGCAGGGCUAGGCACUUUCGUGGUAGUCAACGUGCCAACGCGGACGUACACUACGUAUGUUCAGACUGGCGGAGCGGUUGCGUAUACCAGCACGCUUUACACGAAUCCUCCGGGCAGCUUGGACGCCGGCACUUAUGUUGUCGUGAACGUGCCAACGCAUGCCUCGUACCCGGGAUAUACCCAGACCUCCGGGGGUGUUGGCUACACCAGCACCCUCUACACGGAUCCCCCUGGUAAUGCAGGGCCGGGUACUUACGUGGUGGUCAACGUGCCCACUCUCCGCGCAUCAUCCAGCAGAUCGGCUGGCGCUUGCUUGCCCACGGCCGCCGACCCCAGCACGCCGAACUGUUUCGAUUCACUUCCGGACGAAUGUACACCCUCGUCUUCGACCAGCAUCUUCUCCAACAUUAUCGGACUCAUCGACCACAGUGCGUGCCAGACUGCUCUCGGAAGCUUUGGUGCCGUGGACGCUGCCGCGUGCUUCGUCUCGAAUGCAGUGUCGUCGGUUUUGGGCAACAACAACGAUUUCGUAUCGUGUUUGUACAACCACUUGCCGACGUGCGACAACUGCUCUCCUCAGUUCCCGCCGGCUUGCUCGGCUCUCCAAGGCAUUUCAGGUAGCAGCCUGGCGGGAAGCGCUGCGCUGGCAGCGUGCAAGGCGGCAGUCGGUGUGUCGAACACUGGAACCUCGGUCUCAUGCUUCGUGUCGGAUCUGCUCACCAAAGGCGGUGACUCGGUCCAUGAUUGUUUGCAAAACGAGGUGGCCGUCUGCGACACGGCGGGUGAAACGCCAACAGCCAUUGUCACGGCGACGUCGACGACGGUUUGCGGGACUGCGACGGCGACGACUUGCGUCACGGCUCUGCCGAGUGCUUGCAACUUCGGCACGUCGACGGACCUCAUCAGCAGUGUCAUCUCUGCGGCAGACAUAGCCUUGUGCAAGAGUUCUUUGGGGGUUCUUGGAUCCACAGUUGCACCGACUUGCUUCUUGAGCAACCUGUUGAGCUCCUUCUCCGCCCAGGAUUUCCGGGCCUGCCUUUGGGGCAACCUUGGAACUUGCCGUGGCUGCUCGAACUCGCUGCCCGCCGCCUGCACUAGUCUCAGCGGGUCCGGCAUUCCCGACGUCCUCUCACUGGCAGCCUGUCAGGCAGCGCUUGGCACGAACGGGCUGUUGAGCUCCGUGAGCUGUUUCGCGAACAACUUGUUGAGCGGCAACAGUCUCUUGUCAUGUAUCCAAGGCAGCGGUCUCGUCUGCUCUGGAACUUCGGGUCUGAACACGCGCUACCAAACAAGCGGUGCGUCUGCAUACACAAGCACCGUCACCUCCUUCACCACCAUCCCUGGCUUUCUCGGCAUUGGAGGGACCACGUCGGCCGUGUCGACCUACGUCCUCGUCAACCGACCUACUGGCAGUCUUAUUUCUAACCCCUUCUCCGACCUUGCCCUCCCCGUCUCUGACCUUGCCGCCAAUCGUCCGCGGUACACGCAAACGUCGGGUGCCGUCGGAUAUACGACCACAUUGUACACGGAUCCUCCUGGCACUCUCGGUGCUGGCACCUAUGUCGUGGUCAACGUCCCAUCCGUCACCUACGCCACCGUCUCUGUGACUUCGGGCUCCUCGGCUUUCACAACCACCAUCUACACGGAUCCUCCAGGCGCCGGCCAGGGUCCGGGCACUUACGUCGUCGUGCACGUGCCGACCCAAGCAUACUCGACCUUGACACAAACUUCGGGUAACACCGCCUACACCAGCACCCUCUACACCGACCCCCCCGGCAACGCGGGGCCCGGCACUUAUGUCGUCGUCAACGUUCCGGCCUACCCGACAAUCACGAACUAUGGUGGCUCAGUUGCCUACACCUCGACUCUGUACACGGAUCCGUCGGGCACGCUUCCCCCGGCCACCUACGUCGUCGUGAACCUCCCAGGCUAUCCCACCAUCACUGUCACGAGCGGCAACGUUGCACGCACCACGACGAUUGCAACCGAUCCGGCCGGCACUCUGCCCAGCGGAACCUACGCUGUCGUUGUGGUUCCCUCGGCGGCGCUGACCAUUACGAGAACAUCGGGCAGUGUGUCCCUCACAACAGUGCAACCCACCACUGUCGGUGGCACAAGCAGCAACGUGGCAGUCGUUGUCAAGCCUACCAAUGCUCCCUUCAAAAUCUCCGUGACGGAUUUCAGCAGCAACUUCUACGGCUACCUGAACUUGCAAAGCUCUGUCUACAGUGGGACGACUUCGGCCCACGGUUGCGGUCUCACACAGUCCUACCCGGACGCCUCGCUCUUCUACAUUGAACCCUCCACCCAGAAGCUCACUUGCCAGAGCGGCGCUGGCUCGUCUAUCCCGCUCGGCUCCUGCCAACGCUCAGGGUCUUCGGACGCGCCCUUCCUCUUCGAUACUUCGACCGCCACCGGCAACGUCGACAUCGACACAACCUUCUGGGAUGAUCAGACCCUGCACGUCACCAACACUGACAACGGCCAAUACCUGGCAGCCCUCUGUUCCAACGUCCUUUACCUUGUGGGCAGCAUUCCGUCAGGCUGUCACCAAGUCGUGCUCACGCCGUGCUACAACUCGGUCAGCUUCACAACCCGCACGGUCACGAGCGGCACCGGCGUGAUAACGACACGUACCUACGCACCCGCCGGAACAUCCAUCACCGGCACCGGCACCGUCGACGUCGUGGUCCCAGCCUCGUGCUCGGCGUCGCCAGGCCUGCAGUUUGUCAACCGGCCGAACCCGGCUUCGGGCGGCUCAACCACCACUGAUCCAUACUAUUCCAGCUUCAACCCGGACGUGUACAACAAUCCGCAAGCCUCGCCGUACAGCGUCAUCAACUUCUCGGGCUACACGGACGAGAUCAACAUUGGUAUCGAUACCUCCCAGUCCUCAAAUGCGAACAUAUAUGGCUUCACAAACAAGAACAUCGCGCACACGGCCUUCAUCUACCGAGGCUACUUCCUGCCCAACACGACUGGCUCGUACACUUUCACCGUGGCGAAUCCAGACGACGUCGGCUAUCUAUGGGUGGGCCAGCAUGCCGUAACGGCAUGGACCGCGGCCAACGCCGACGCCAGGGCGGGCCUAAAUUCUUCACCAGGCAGCUACACCGUAUCCUUGACCGCGGGCACCUACGUGCCGUUCCGCAUGAUCUUUGCCGACGGCACCGGCGCUCUCAGCUGGCAGCUGAAGACGACGGAGCCCGAUGGACGCGUGUAUACAGACACGUGGGGCAUGUUCCGCCCGCCGUCGUGCGGUCCCGACACUUGGGCGUCGACGUCAUCAUAA